GGACCCCAGUCCCACUGUGCAGCUGUAGGCUGGCCCUGCGGACAAUGGGCCAGGCUCCCCAGAGGGGGAGGAAGAAUGGUGCAGCUGAGGGAGAAGCUGGCAGCCGGAGGGAGGCGGGCGGGCUUGACUGACACCAGAGAGGGCUGGCUUUUGGGGCCGCUCUUAGCAACAGCCCUGGUUUGACCCUCGUCAGCCCUGAGAAAAUCGAAUCAGUGCCCUGUUCUCCUAGGCAGGAUGCAGCUUCAGCCGCUGAACGUCAAGGCAGCCCUCCUCGCUGCCUGUUAAUUACAGGCGCGUUCGUCUCCCAUGGUUCCUGUCUUUGCAAAGUGCCACUGAGAAGGGGGACCAAAGGACCACCGCCCCACCCCUUGCUGCUCCGGCUUCAGGCUUGAUCAGAUGGCUAACCGGGGCCCGAGCUACGGCUUAAGCCGGGAGGUGCAGGAGAAGAUCGAGCAGAAGUACGACGCGGACCUGGAGAACAAGCUGGUGGACUGGAUCAUCCUGCAGUGCGCCGAGGACAUCGAGCACCCGCCCCCGGGCAGGGGGCAUUUCCAGAAAUGGUUGAUGGACGGGACGGUCCUGUGUAAGCUGAUCAACAGUUUAUACCCACCAGGACAAGAGCCCAUUCCAAAGAUCUCAGAGUCAAAGAUGGCUUUUAAGCAAAUGGAGCAAAUCUCCCAGUUCCUAAAAGCUGCAGAGACAUAUGGCGUCAGGACCACGGACAUCUUUCAGACGGUGGAUCUAUGGGAAGGUAAACAGCCCACUGCCUUUGACGUUGUUCUCCCCUCCCCUGCUUUGGCUGCUUCUCUUUGUGAAGCCAGCUCACUCAUGGUGUUCUUCCUUGUUCUGCGGGUGUGUUUAGUGCUGGGGUGGGCUGGGGGCGUGUUCUCAGCUGUCAGCCUUGGGGCACAGUCAGCCCCUCCCCCCCUUAGAGGUGCCCUGUCACGAGGCAUACUCCUCUCUAAGGGAACACAGUCUAGGACACUCAUCGAGUUCAGCACACCAACAUAUAAGCAGAAGCUCAACCAAGUGGAAGCUAAAAUGGUUACCAGGAUGCCUUGCAUUCUGCUUGCUCCUCCCAUAACACACUCCUUCAGAACAGAGCCUAGCUACUGGGAGAGAAACGAGGCAGGGGGUGAGAGCUUCUGACUCACCAGCAGCCAGGCUUGUAGACAAAGCCAGCUGGUGCUGUUUGUCAUUCACUCUGAGAAAUAACACCGCAACCUUUUGUUCAACCAUCAUCAGGGAGCUUGGUAACUAUAUAUUCUAGAUACAUAUUCUGCUCACAUCACCUGACAAGUGAUUUUUUUCUUUUGGAUUUGUGAAUUGGUUUGAUUAUGAAAUCUUAUAAAGGUGUAAAAAGCAAAUGACAUUUCUGGACAUAUUUAACAGUCCACCAUUAUUGGGGGAAAUGAUGUGAAUGGAGACAUUCUCAGAGAAUUUGAGACACAAAUUCUCACAGUGCCUAGUGUUCCCUUUAGCCCAAAUGUGCAUGUUCAUCCAUGCAAUUGUGUUCUCAAUUAGGCCUGCCUGAGGCACUGGGAGAGCAAGACCAGGCCAAGCAUGGUUGCCAGAUUGACUUUCACAUGCCCAUUGUCACUGGCUGUCAUCAGUGGCCCCACCAAUAGGAUCCCCAGAGCAGUGAGUCAAAUGGCUCUUCUGACAGUGAGAAUAGGUAACUUUCCUCUGAUGAAGAGACAGUGGUAUUUUAAGGGGUAUUCAGAUGAUGGCUGAAAUGGAUUUCUAGCAGAGGACCAUCCUAUUAAAAGACGUGUGAAGAAACAAUCGCCUCCUUAAUCUUCACACCCUUCUGUGUCAUGUUUAGAGCUGGUAUCUCCCAUUUCCUUCAUAGACAAGUGGUUCAAAUCCCAAAUGCCAAUGAGCUUGCCUUGUGUGAUGCCAGGACCUCAAAACUUUCAUAUCCAAAACUUCAGGCCAGACCGUUGGACUCCAUGGACUCUUGGCUCCAAUUCACAAUGAAAUGUCACAGUCAAGACUUAGUUCCUGCUUCCUAGGUCAAAAUUAUGAUGAUU
Messenger RNA from Loxodonta africana (African savanna elephant), 2033 nucleotides. It is a transcript of the gene TAGLN3, whose product is annotated as transgelin 3. Gene Ontology annotation, biological process: actin filament organization. Gene Ontology annotation, cellular component: actin cytoskeleton. The transcript has 3 exons. Lineage: Eukaryota; Metazoa; Chordata; Mammalia; Proboscidea; Elephantidae. The record is from RefSeq and is a predicted model, not a curated record. Bases 397 to 1149 code for a protein of 250 amino acids. Gene Ontology annotation, molecular function: actin filament binding.